This is a messenger RNA of Adelges cooleyi (spruce gall adelgid), 2983 nucleotides long. RefSeq names its product phosphatidylinositol 4-phosphate 5-kinase type-1 alpha-like. The transcript has 3 exons. Lineage: Eukaryota; Metazoa; Arthropoda; Insecta; Hemiptera; Adelgidae. The record is from RefSeq and is a predicted model, not a curated record. Gene Ontology annotation, molecular function: phosphatidylinositol kinase activity. The coding region runs from base 120 to 1931 and encodes 603 amino acids. Gene Ontology annotation, biological process: phosphatidylinositol metabolic process.
GUUAUCAAAUAUUAGUGAAAAUUAUUGUCGGCGUUUCAAUGAGCUGGUGUCUGCUAAAUUGAAUUCUAUUGAUUGGUCAUGCCAAUUCAAAAAUAACUAGAUAGUGAAGUUGUAUCAAAAUGGAAUUGAACGACAUUCGACCGGCUGUUGAGGAUCAAGGCGGAUCUUCAGUCAAUAAGGAUAAAGAUAAUGAUGUCACCGGAGUCGAAAAAGACAUUUCCAUUGCAGAGCAAGAUGAUCUUCAAGCCAAAGAAAAAGAAAAGAAACUUGGCCACAGGCGAGUCGGAGUCGACGGUGAGAUCACUUAUAAGAAAAUUCAAACCGGUCAAAUUAUGGGAUCCAUACAGCUUGGAAUUCAACACGCGGUGGGUGGCCUAGCAUCCAAGCCCGAGCGCGACUUGCUCAUGCAAGAUUUCAUGACUGUGGAAACGACGACUUUUCCAAGCGACGGAACCAACCACACUCCGGCUCACCAUUACCCUGAAUUCAUAUUCAAGACGUACGCUCCAAUCGCAUUCCGUUAUUUCAGAGAUUUGUUUGGCAUACAACCGGAUGAUUAUUUGAUAUCAUUUUGUAAUUCACCACUCCGUGAGUUAUCGAAUCCUGGCGCUAGCGGCUCCAUAUUUUACCUCACUCGAGACGAUGAAUUUAUAAUGAAAACUGUUCAACACAAGGAAGGUGAAUUUUUGCAGAAACUUCUUCCUGGAUACUAUAUGAACUUAAACCAAAACCCGAGGACUUUAUUGCCAAAAUUUUUCGGUCUCUACUGUUAUCAGUGCAAUUCAAAGAACAUAAGAUUAGUAGCCAUGAACAAUUUAUUACCUUCCAAUAUAAAAAUGCAUCAAAAAUAUGAUCUUAAAGGUUCUACAUAUAAAAGAAAAGCUUCCAAAGAUGAAAGACAAAAGUCUUCUCCAACGUUCAAAGAUCUAGACUUCAAAGAACAUCAUCCGGAUGGAAUAUUUUUGGAACCCGAUACACAUGCAGCUCUUUUGAAAACAAUGCAGAGAGAUUGUAGAGUAUUAGAGAGUUUCAAAAUUAUGGAUUACAGUCUUUUAGUCGGUGUUCACAAUGUUGAUCUUGCGCAGAGAGAAAAAGAAGAACGCCGUGUUGCACGAUCGCGUAAAUUAGUUGAAAAUGACACUGAUACUUUGUCGGAGACGUCUACUCUGUCUCGAACAGCUGAGGCGAAUCGGCAACGACUUAUGGCUCAUUCUACAGCAAUGGAGAGUAUUCAAGCAGACACUGGAGCAUCAUCCGAUGAGGACUCUUCUUCCCCUAGAGGCGGCAUUCCUGCCAGAAGUGGUAGUGGCGACAGUUUACUGUUGUUUGUCGGAAUCAUCGACAUAUUGCAAAGUUAUCGGCUGAAGAAAAAGCUUGAGCAUACGUUCAAAGCCAUUAUACAUGAUGGCGAUACAGUGUCUGUGCAUAGACCUGAUUUUUAUGCUACAAGAUUUCUGGACUUUAUGACCAAGUCUGUGUUUAAAAAACUUCCAUGUCCUUUAAAGCGGUCACCUUCUAAGCGUCGAAGCAUGUCACGUCCACGUCCGCGUGAUCAGGCUGAUCCCGAAGGUACUUUUUCAACAUGCUCAACUCCUCCUCCAGCAUUUGAAGAUGCCAUCCGACGUGAUUUUGUAUACGAAAAACGUUCUAGCAUGACUCGUCUGAGACGUCCUUCUCCGGGUCUGCGCAUAGAUGGUCCAUCAGGCUCGUCGCACGCCGGCGAGAGUAAGUCAUCAACAUUGAGUGUAGGAUCAGGCAGCACUACAUCUGGCAUCGGGGGUUCAGCAGGCAGACAAUCUGUGGAGGCAACGUGGACCGAAGGCACACCUAGCUAUACGGAGUCAUCAAGCAGUGCUGAUAUGGCAUCAGACACUUUACAGAUUGCAGUUUUAACUAAUGAUCUAAAGUCUUUUGAAAUGACUCGUUUAUAAAUAAUUACUACUAUGAUAAACUAGAAACAAUAUAGUCUAAUCGGUACAGAUGUUUUAAAUAAAACGGUUCGGUGUAGUUUAAACCACGUAUUUGGUUAGUCGGCAUUACAUUUAUACUAGCUUAGGAUAUAACUCCAUAUAAGGUUUCAAUAAUACUAUUUAGGAAAUACAUUUGUAUUUCUUUGUGAUUUGCACCAAGAUAAUUGUCUCACCUAACUUAGAUCAGUAUUUCGUUACUAUUCAUUGUAUUUUCCAUUGUAUACAGUAACUUUGUAUUAAUUUGAUAGAUUUUUUGUCAAUGAUAUAAAAAUUGAUGUGAUUCUGAAAAAAAAAACAUUGUCGAUUAUGAACAAAGAUCUGCUUGAAAAUUUUAUAAAAUUUCGUUUCAGACUGUGUAAAAACAAUAAUUAACAAAACGACUUUUUUUUUAACUAUUUAGCUGCUGAGCCCCUUUUGUUGGAUCUCUUUAUACUAAGGUUUGACAUCUAUAAAAUAAUAAUAAUAUUUAAUUUAAAAAAAAACCCUUCUCCCCGCUUGUAAUAAACAUUUAUAUUUAUAACAUAUUAUAAUAAAGCACAAUGUUCUUAUAAAAUAAAAGCAAAACCAAUUUUUUUUUUUUUUAACAAUAACUGUACAUGUGUUAUAAAAUAUUAUAUUAUAUUAAUAAUUAAACAAAAUGCCAAUAUUCUACAUUUUAAUAUUGUUAUAGAUGAUAACGAUUUGGUUGAAAACCGCUUGCAGCGGAUGAAAAACUUUGUGAUGGCUCGUGUAUUUAGGUUUCCGCAAUCGGAAAAUUAACUUUAGUUAAAACGAUAAAAAAAUUAUGAACCCAUGUUAUUUAUUAUUAGUAUUAUUAUUACUACUAUUAUAAUGAUUGCUAUUAUUAUUAGCUAUGAAUACCUAAUAAUCUUACUAUUUAUAAAAUAAAAACAAUUUUUUCAAUUUGUUUGUGUAAACCCCUACUCAGACUUAGUACUACAGUAUCGAUAAUUUAAAAAAAAUUUAAACUUUGUGAAUGAACUAUUAAAAUAUUAAAUGUUUUAAAAAAAAUA